UCACAAAUUUAAAAAUGUUCAUCCCCGACAAACUGUUACUAUCUAGCAUGGAGUACAUUAUUUGAGGCAAGCAAUAACAGUCAUUAAACGAGAGUCCAUGUAGACAUAAGUGAAAAAGUGAAUAAUUCCCGGAAAAAAACAAAAUCUAAAAUAUAAAAAUUACUUAAAAAAUUGUAUAUACAAAAUAAAAGUUAAGAAAAAAUAAAAAUAUAUAAAAAAGAAAAGUAAAUUAAUAACGAAAAUUAAUUUAAUAUUAAACUAACAAAAGUCUAUAGAUAUUAAAACAAGAAAUAACUAAAUUUAUUAAUAAAAAAAGAAAAUUUAAAACCUUGAAUAUUAUUAUCGUAUAGCUGAAGCAAGCAAAAAGGGAUUUUUUAGACCUUAAGACUUAUAGCUUUGUAGUCUUGUCGUUGUCAUCGACAUCGUAGUCAUCAGUAGAGCGUCAUUAACAACAUCUUAAAUAUUGAUUUAUUUGUUGACAGGACAACAACAACAAAAAGCAAUUACAAUAACUAUAUCCAACAAUAUACAUAAAGCUAAAAUAAAAAGUGUAAUUAAAAUUUAAACUUGAUGAAAAUAAGCUUUCAAUAAAGAUAUUACACAAAUAUAAAUAAUUUAAAAACAAUUUGAAAAAAAGAAACAGACAAAUUUCAACACAAAUAUGGAAGAUUUAUUUCUAUUGAUAAUAAAGGAGUCUACGGGGACUAAACAUAAUGCCCUUCGACAGACUGCACAAAUAGCAUACGAUAAAUUAUAUCGACAACAUGGUAUACAUCGAGAUCCAUCACAUGAAUUGCGUUCGGUAUGCUUUACAGCACUGCAAAUGGCAUUAGACACCAAGCGACCAAAAUUUGUAACAAUGGGCUUAAACGGAUUGCAUAGAAUAAUAAAAGAUGAACGUUUCUAUAUUGGCCUGGAACCGGAAGAUGAUUCGGUAUGGUUGCCUGCUCAACUGUUGAGAGCUACUUCUAGUAUAUUGCCAACAACGAGUAAUGAAGAUACUGUGGUUAAUGUUUUAAGACUUUUUCUGGCUAUGGCUUGCUCUCCUGCUUGUACCCUAAAUGGGCGUCUACUCAUAGAGAUUCUCUCACGUUGUGGAGAAUGUUGGGAAUUGGGUUCGAGAGCCACCAAAGCGGCUUCUUUAGCAGCCGCCUCACAAUGUUUAAGAACAUUUUGUACCUUUCUCAUAGAAGAGGCAGAGGAUGUCAAGAAAACCGCACCCGCUGGUUUAAUGACACAAACCCAGGCUACUGCCGUAUAUAAUGAGGUAAUACCGGUAAUGCAGUGGCUUUGCAGUCGUUUGGUGGAACCAAAUGUUACCAGUUCACCUAAUAAGAAAGUGGAGAACACUUGCACUCUGUACUUAACGGAAUGUAUAUUAACUUUGACAUCAUCGUUGCCACGUAAUGUAUAUGCCAAUCCGCAUUUUACUUCAUUUUUAUGGCAAAAGUUUUGCCCUACUUUGGCGGCUGCAUUGGGUUCUCCGGGAAGAGUGAAUUUGGAUAAGAAAUUUACUUACAAAGAUGCUUUACACAUUAUUGAAAAUGAGGCUAGAGGGUUUUUUACUGGUCCUGGUUUGGAUGGCGCUCAGGCUCGUUGUGUUUAUCUUACGGGUAUUCAACUGUUAAGAAUAGCUGGUUCUCAUGGUUCUUUAAGGCCCAUGUUAGAAGCUUUGUUCCAUCGCAUGCUAUUGCUGCCUACACCACAAAAUCGUACAGAACCCUUAAAAUGUGUACGAGAAAUUUUCCGUAGUCCAGAACGUUUAAUCGAUUUAGCUGUGAUUCUUUAUGCCGAUAAAACUACUGCCCAGGGCUGCAGUGAUGAAAUGGCUCUCUUUAGAUUAAUGAUCGAUGCAAUGGAAGAAUGUGCUUAUGGUGCCGGAAAUGGUACUGUAGUCGAGGCCAGUUUACAAGCCAGUGUUGAAUGCAUGGUUGCUCUGCUGCAAAGUCUACAAGUACUUUGUACCGGCGAAUUAACAGAAGGAAUGAUAAGUGAUCAAAUUGUAAAUGUAGUAAACUCACGUUACGGACAAUUAAAAGAUGCCGACUAUACUGGGCCUUUAACCUAUCAGUCAAUGGCCCGUUUACCGGCAUCCUAUCGAGAUGCUGUCGUUGAAUUUCGACAAAGUGUUUAUGAAGCUUCAUCGGGUUCAGAAAGUGAUGGUGAUCAUCAUAUAGAAAAUGAUGCGGCUUCGAAUGGUUCCGGCGAUACUGAGGGACCCGAAGAUGAAGAACAUUCGACUUCCAGCGAUGAGGCUUCUAGAGCUGAACUUAAUCGCUGGCCAUAUACUAAUCUGGAAGUGCCAGUAAUUCCCGUACGAUCCGAUGUUGACACCGAUCGUCAACAUGCCCGGGAUUUUGCUAAAGCUCUACACUCUGAUUUGGUUCCUAAACUAUUGCGUUUACGCUCAUGUAUUGAAGUCGACGAGGCUAUGCAGGAGUUUGCCUCUGCUGUGUGUCAAGAGAACAGCGCCAAUAUUUCCGAUUUUGAUUAUAACUUUACGGUCAUCAAUGCUGAUGGCAUAUAUUUGGCCAUUUACUCGGCUUUACUGCUAAGUUGGCAACUAAAGAAAGCCGGCUAUUAUGCAGACAUGCAGAAGGAGAUCAUGAUACCAAUGUCUGAGCAACAGUUUGUUACAUCCGUCCAGAAUACCGGCGUCUUGGUAUAUCUAUCUUCAGCUUGGUUAUGUGAAUUGUAUCAGAGUGUAUUGGUCUUAAAUAUAUUGGAAUCUCUAGACAGUAAUGACCAGGAGGGAGGUAAUAAUCGCUGUGCCUUGAUCGAUAUGUUAUGUGAUGCUGGUGGUUUAGGCGCUACACAAAUGAUGUCCGAGUGGCAAAGACUUCAGUCGGCUAAUGUUAAGUAUACGGAUGAUGAACACAGUACGGCAAGACGUGAAGCUGCUAAAAAACUAAGUCGGCGUUUGCUGACCUGUUGUUGGGAUUCCAUGGUUUUGGUAUUAAGUUCGGGAUUGGGUGAUUUGCCCUCUUCCAGUUCAAGUAAAUUUGUGGCAUUAUCUAAACGCACUUUGAGGGUUAAAAGUAAAACUGCCAAAUCGAACGGUGAGGCUUUAUAUGCCAUGUGUUUGGAUGGUUUGCACUCGGCUGCUACCUUAAGCAAUAACUUAAAUUUACAACAUUUGGCUGGCAAGAUUCUUAACUUAUUGGCUUCGAAUGUUUGCCAAACGACGGGGCCGCGUAUUUCUGCCAGUCAGGCUUUGUCGAUGGAUGUCGUGCUUAGCGGCGGUCUUAAUUUAGGUUCCUAUAGUCCAGAUUGCUGGCAAUCUAUAUUCGCUGUUUGUCGUCAUGUCAGCCAGUUGGAGCAUGAGAUCUUUAGCAUGCGUAAUCCUUCGGUACCAACUUCAUCGCCAAAUGGCAAUCGUGACAUAGAGACUGGAGAGAAAUUGCAAUGUAAUGGAGGUCAAAAUGAAAAACUUAAUUUAGCUUCUAUACCCAUAGAUGAUGAUGAAACUUGUGUUGAUGUCUAUAGCUUCCUACAAGCUCCACUACGUAGUCCCAACACAAAUAUUACUUCGAUUCUUAAAGUCUACUCGGGUACCAACGAAACUGUGCUACUGAGUCCCAGCGAUACAACCAAAGUUCUUUGUGGACUUUCCCAGCAGGCGGAAAAUCUCUUCAGUGACGCAGCCGAACGUUUAAGUUUGCCCUCAUUAUGCCAGUUCUUGAAAAAUCUCUGUAGGGCAUCCAGAGAACAGUUAUACAAGAAUACUACCACACGUAAAGGCAGUCGUGUGUGGUGGCCCAGCAAGGGUUGGCGUAAACAUGAUACUUUGCCCAUGUCUUUACUUUUGCAUCGUAUAGGUGAUGUUACUUUAAAAGUAUUUCGCAGCCCCAGACCUUUAUUGCACAUCCUCAAGAUAUGGGCCAUAACUGGGCCGCAUCUAAUGGACGCCGCUUGCCAUCGCGAUCGCGUUAUAUCAAAGCGAGCUAUAGAGUAUAUACAUGAUAUAGUUACGGCUUUAUUGGUGGAACAAUCUGAACUGCCCUACUUCCACUUUAAUGAGGCUUUACUGAAACCAUUUGAGAAUCUUUUAAGCAUGGACUCAUGUGAUUCUGAUGUUCAGGAUCAAAUUGUGGCCUGUUUAUAUGAAAUCGUGGAAGCUCAUCGUACGGAAAUACGUUCGGGUUGGCGUCCCUUGUUUGGCACUUUGCGCAAUGCCAGAAGCCGCAUGUUAAACGCAAGCAAUAUCAUUGACAUAUUCAGGGUAUUUUUAGAUUCCGACAACACUUUGGUUUUUGCUAAUGCGGGCCUCGAUUGUAUUUUGUGCUUACUAUCAUUCCUCGAGGUACCCGGCGCUGGAGGAGGAGGUGGUGGAGGAGUGGGUGGAGGUGGUGGAGGGAGUGGUUCAAAUACUGGCUCAUCUUCGGGUGGUGGUGGUGGCGCUGCAAAUGAUGAUGAGAAUAACUUUAGACCCACAGAAUUCUUGCAUGAAACUUUACGUUUCCUAGAACGUUGCUCUUCCAUUUUAGGUUUCAUGUACAAUAUGCCGAAAUGCCCAAAUUUCCAUUCCACCUACAAGAUCAAGGGUAUUUCAUACACACAUAUUAUUGAUGCCAACAUACCCAAUUCCAUGGAGAACUUCACAUAUUUUGGCAACGAUUAUUUACAAACCAAAAAUGAACAACAUAUGAUUUCCUAUCGCUCAUUGCAUAUCGACAAGGAGACUAUAGUAAAAAUCGAUGAAAUGGACAAACCCUCGGGUGUACUCAAAGUAUGGUUUCUUCUAUUGGAUGGUCUAACCAACUCCUUAAUAGUUUGUCCCUAUUCACAUCAGGCUCCCAUAUUGCAGACAAUCUUUAAGCAUUUUAAGAAUCUACUAACAAAUCCCGGCAUAGAAUUUGGUUUCUACUGCAUUAAUCACUUGUUGAUACCCAUGAUACAGGAUUGGUUGAGGUAUAUCAAUAAAACUGGCACCUCCUGGCAAAUGGUAGAGAAAAAUUUCAAGCAUUGCUGUUGCAUGACCACUGAUUUGGUGGUAGAUUUUAUUAAAAUGUCUUUGCCCGAAGUGCGCAAACAGGCAACGAAUACUAGGACUCGUGUUACACAGAUAGUACAACCUAAGGAUAAUGCUUAUUCUAAGUUAAAAUUUGUUACCGAGCCGGUGGAAGAGAGAGUAGCUAAUGGUGUUGGAGGAGCUCAAUAUGAUAGUACUUCCAGCGAAGAAAGUUCACAGGAUUCUAAAGAGACCAGCACAAAGGUAUCUAACUCGGCUACUUUGGCCUUGAAACAAUUGCUGUUGGUGCUUAUCGAAUGUGCUGCGCAGGUCCAGGAAACAGUGGCUCGAGUAGGUGUUUCCUGCCUUAAACAUGUUAUACUCUCUACCGGCACUUUGUUUAAUGAAUACCAAUGGAUGAUAGCCUGCUCUGCUAUACAUAGGGCCUGCACUGUUACCAUAGCACCAUUGCGCCAAUUAUCUUUUGCUUUUCAUGAAAAAUCCAACAGUUUUUAUGGUGACUGUGCCAAUGUUAAGGUGGCCGCUAGACGAGACAGCACCAUUGAGGAAUUGACACGCAUAUAUUCUCUAGCCCAGCAGGUGUUUCUUUCUGAUAAUCAGCGAGAACCGGGAGCUAAAUUGAACAAUCAUUUGGAUAAACAUUUAACGGAUGAUCGCAGCUAUUCGUUCCUUUUGUAUCCCCAAAAUAAUGGCUUCAAUUCUAACCUCGAUAACUUUGUCAUAAGAAUACCCUUCAAGACCCUAGUUGUGGGUUUGUUGGCAAAUCAAAUGCUUUUACAAUUGGUGGCCAAACUAUUGCUAUCCCGUUUAAAAUGUGUACCCCAGGCCGUGUCCACUUGUAUUUUUGACAACUACACCACCGCUACACAGCAAUGCUAUGACUAUGACUUGGAUUUCCGUUCCAAGGAGAUACUAUUGCGUUGUUGCUUGCAGUUCCUAACUAGUGCAUUGGAAUUUGAUUCUCGUCCUGGUCUUAAAUUUCUUAUGCAAAAGGUGGCCAAUAUAGAGUAUGCAGCAAAUCUAUAUAAACAAAUGACUUCCUCCUGGAUGAUUUACUACAUAGCUUUGGUCGAUUCCUAUUUAAACGAUAUUGUUAUUUACAAUCUAGGACCCGAGGAUUUGAAUUUUAUUCUCGAAUCCUGCUCACGUCUUAACACCACUAAGGUCAAGAAAAAGGAGAACUUUGUAAGGUACUUGUUUUGCCUACAAGACGCCUGGAAUCUGGUGUGUGAACUGUACUUAAGCAACUCUACUUUGCAUGAUAUAGAAAAUGGCCGUUUACGUUCGGGAGAGGCGCAACUUAAUAGUUCAGCAAAAAAUAUUAAAUCUAUGUGUAUUACUUUGAAUGGCAAUAUAGAAAAUGGCAGCUCCACUGGACUGGCCGAAAACAACGAUUAUUCACCCCAAAGAUUAACACAAUCACCCGAAGAGGAAAGCGUCACCAUGACCACAUUAAUCAGUGAGUUUCAACCUAAAAGCCGGAACAAUCCAUUCGAUACAAAUCGUCCGCAGAAACCCGAAUCGGAAACUAUAUCACCCGAAAUCGAACAACAAAGAGCUACCAGCAUUCUUAAAGACUCCAAUUACAAGAGACACGCUUUAGCGCAAUUAGUAGUGGCUUCUAUGGAAUUGUUAAGAUCGCUACCCGGUGAGGCGGAGGGUAAUCUAAAACUAUUAAUGACGCCGACAAUACGUGAAGCAUUUCGUUUGGUGCAGUUGCAAGGCAACGAACUAAAAGUUAACCAAUUUUAGGUUUUGCUUGUUGAGUUUUAUUUUGACUUGUAAGUGUGUAUUAAUAAUAUGUAUGACAAGCGCAACAGAGCUUUUAAUCCAACCAAAAAAUCCAAAAUAUCUCUCUCUUUUUUAAACUUUAAAUCCUGAAUUCCCUGCAAAACUCUCUUUCACACACUCAUAUACAUACAUACAUACACAUACCCACCAUAAAGUAUAAAUAUUAAUUAUAAAAUAUACAUAUUUACAUACUACAACUACUAAAACAUUAAACAAAAAAAUCCUAGCCGCCCAUUACCGCCCAUUAUAAGAUUAUUAUAAAUAUAUACAUAUUUAUAUACAUAUACCUAUAUACAUACAUAUACAUUAAUAUAUAUUAACUAAUGAAAUGUAUAGUAUAUAAUUAAAAAUCUAGUCAUAUAUUGCCUGCUUUUAUAAAAAGCUUCUAUAUUUAUAUAUGUAUAUUUAUACAAAAUUUUUGGUUUCAUAAAUUUAUCAUUUUUAGUUUAAAAAGGGUGUUGAAAGCAUUAGUAAACCAAAAAAAAAGAUCUAAGAACUGAUCUUGCUACUGCCUUUAGCACCUUAAUUUUCCCCUUCUUAUUUGCUCAUUUAGUUUUAUAAAAUAUUUAAGUUUAAAAACCUAAACUAUAAAAAAAUUGGUACGAUUGGAAGUGAAAUAUUAUAACAAAAGUGACUCAAAGUAAAAACUCAACAGAGAUAUCAGGAAUUUACUACUAAAGCAACAUUUAAUUAUGUAUUAAACUCUCUCUUUCUCUCUAUUUCUCUCUAACUAUCUCUAUCUAUUAGUCUCAGUCUCAUUCUAUCUCUUUUAAUGCACCUAGCAGCUACAAUAAAAUAUUGUCUAUACGUCUGUAUAAAUAAAUUAUCAUUAAAGACAAGCCUAUUUAGUAAAAGUAAAUAUAUGUAAUAUUUCAUUAUUUACACACAAUAUUUCAAAUCACUCGACUUCAUUUAGUCAUAUACUACAUAACUACAUAGGUACACAGAAUCGUAUUUCAAAAAAAAGGUUUCAAAACCAUAAAUAUGCAAAUAGUAUUUACUAUCUAAAGUAUUGUUUAAUAUCUGUUAAUAUUGUUUAGCUGCUUUCGAGAUUUAGUUAAAACUUUUAUUAGUUGAACUUAGUUCUUGUUUUGUAGAUUUAUAAAUAAGUUUUCAAUAUAAUUUAAGGGAAAAAAGUGGAAAAUUUAUUUCAAAAUUGCAAAAUUUUUAGGAUUUUCAUCAGUGCGAAUUUAAAAUCAUUAUAGAUUAGUUUUUAGUCGUAGUUAGUCUAGUCUUGAUCAAUCUAUAUUUUUGACUACUGAUUAGUCUAUAAUCAUGACUAUUGACCAGUCUAUAAUGGAUUAAUUUAUAGACUAAACUAUUGGCCUUUGGUCUUGACUGUAGAUCAGUCUUUGAUCUUGACUACAGAUUAGUAUUCUGUCUAUACUAUAGAUCAGUCAAUAGCCUUAACUCAUUAUACAGUCUUGAGCAUUUUUCAGACUCAAUUCUUGAUCAAAGAUUAGUCUGUACUAUAGAUAAGUCCAUAGUCUUGACUUAGGAUCAACCUAAAGUCUUGACUCUAGAUCUGUUUAUAGUCUUGACUAUAGAUUAAUCUAUACUUUUGACUAUAGAUCAGUCUAUAAUCUUGUUUGAAGAUCUGUCCAAAGUCUAGACUAAAGUCUAUAGUCUUGACUAAAGAUCAAUCUAUACUCUUGACUAUAUAACACUCUUGGCUAUAGAUCAGUCUAUAUUCUUGAUUGAAAAUCAGUCUUGACCCUAGAUUCGUCUAUAAAUCAAUUCAUACUCUUGAAUGUUGAUAGGUAUAUAGUCAUAAUUGAAGAUCUGUCUAAAGUCUUGACUAUAGAUCAGUGUAUAUUCUUAGCAAUAGAUCACUCUAUACUCUUGACUAUUAGUCUAAAGUUUUGGCUAUAGAUUAGUCUAUAAUCUUAAGUCGUGAUCAGUAGUCUUUAUUAUAGAUCAGUCGUAGUGUUCAUUAUAAACUAGUCUAUAAUUUUGUCUAUUAACCAGUCUAUAAUCUUGAAUAACGAUCAGUCUAUAAUCUUCUACACAUUCGUUUAUAGUCUUUGGAUAGAGAUUAGUCUAUUAUCUUUACUAUGGAUAGUUUUGACGGUAGAUCCCUCUAUAGUCUUGACUAUAUAACGGUCUAUAGUCUUUACUAUAGAUCAGUAUACUACUUUUACUACAUAUUCUUUUAUAGACUUAACUACAGAUCAUUCAAAAGUCUAUAGUCAGUCUAGAGUUUUGGCAAUAGUUCAGUACAGACAGAUCUAUGGUCAAGACUUUAGACCAUAGAUCUGUCUGAAAGUUUUCACUAUAGAUGAGAUCAGUGAUGGAUCAUGGAGUAUAUAGACUUGACUAUAAAUUCUAACAAUUCUAAAUAUCAGUCUUACAAUGUGUCAGAGUAAUGCACUAUUUUUGCACUUUGACAUUUUGGUUAAAAAGAAAUUUAAUAAAAAAUUUGUGAUGUGAUAAUGAAAUAAAUUUUCAACUUUUUACAAAAUGAUAUCUUCAUAUUUGCAAUUUCAAAAAAACAAUGUUUUGAGACCUUUUAUUUAGCCAUAGAUUAAAAAAUACAACAAAAAAUAAUUUUAAAUUAGCUAAUGCAAACAAAGCCUUUAUAAACCAGAAAUAAGAACGAAAAUUUAUAAAAAAAGUACUUUAAAAACACAAAAAUAUAUAUUUCUAAAAAAAAAUAAGAAAGAUCUUGUUUUAGUUAACUUAAGCCAGAGCAAUUUUUUAAAAAAUGGUGGAAUAUAAAAUUUUAUGAAUUUCAAACUAAAAACUAAAAUCUUUCAGUAGUUUAAAACAUCUUUUAACUAAACACAAUAUUUUCACCAUUAAUAGCAACCACAUAGUUUACAAAUUGUUUGAGAACUUUACAUUUAAUAAUAGAAAAAAACGACAUUUAAACUAAUCAGCUGUAAUUAAACAUUGUUGUUUUCUUUAUGUUCAAUUAUAUUAUUUAAAUUUCAUUUCAUAAGUAGGUCAAGUGAAUAAAAUAAAGAGUCCUUUUAAAUGGUCAAAAAACAAGUACUUGACUAUCAAACAAAAUAUUAAAAAAAACGCAUCCAUAAAAGCAUGAUAAACAACUAUAGUUUUGGGAAUUUUUAAAAUAACAAAUAAAAUAUUAUAAUAAUAUAAUUAUAUAAUUAUAUAAAAUGGAACAAAACAAAAAUUAUGAAAAAAUAAAAAUAAAACUAAACUAUUGCAUCUUUAC
Molecule: messenger RNA, 9941 nt
Organism: Lucilia sericata (common green bottle fly)
Lineage: Eukaryota; Metazoa; Arthropoda; Insecta; Diptera; Calliphoridae
Product: brefeldin A-inhibited guanine nucleotide-exchange protein 3
Exons: 8
Coding region: 662-6724 (2020 amino acids)
Biological process (GO): regulation of ARF protein signal transduction
Molecular function (GO): guanyl-nucleotide exchange factor activity
Source: RefSeq, a predicted model, not a curated record